AUGGCGCCCACACAAGCGGAACUCACCAGCUCGAUAGACGGUGCUCACCACCUUGUGGCCUUUGUGCUCACGCGCCCUCGCGAUUGGCUACUUGCGGUGUCGGACAUCCAAUCGGGUCGCAGCACAUCUCCGCUUUACUUCGCCUUCACCGACUUCCUCAAAUGUCAGCUUUCCUCCACACCUCAGCAGAAGGUCCCUGCUGAAAGCCUCGCCAGCUCUCAGUCCAUUCAGCUCACCUCCUCCUCACUCGAUGCGUCCUCGAAUGACCCCUGUGAGGUUCUCGAUCUUCGAGUCAACUCCAGGAAGACCGUUGAUGAAAAGGAGAACGCGGCUCUCAUCUCCUGGAAUCUUGCCCGCGUAAACGCCUUGUACCAGGACAUCAUCAAGCGGUUCCAGGUGGACAUCAGCAGUGAGGUGGACGCAAAAACACGGACGGGCCCUGUGGAGGACGAGUCAGAGCCGAGUUCGGUCGUCGAACAUGGCGCUGCUGGAGAUGGUGGGAAGGAGCCUCUCCUGCUCUACCACCCGGAACCCCCAGGCUGUCGAGAAGUUAUCAGUGAAAUGCUAAGAAAUCGUGAUUCCCGGCUGCAAUACAUCAAUGACGGCGCAGCAAUCGUAAAUCCCUUUGCAGUGGACCGCAAGGAGCAGCUGGAGGACCUUAUGAAGAUGCUGUGUUACGUGAACGACGAGAAUCAGUACGCCUGUCGUGGAUGCGGCCGGGUAACUCCGCAACUCAAGCAGAUGCAUCAGCACCUUCUGUCGCACAGCAGCAGCAAAUUCCACCUCUGCGUGCACUGCCUCAAAGGCUUCAACGACAAGUACGACAUGAAACGCCACACUCGAAAGCACACCAUGGUCAAGCCCUUUCGGUGUCCGGAGUGUGGCCGCGGUUUCAGCCAGCGCUGUUCCCUUGAAGGUCAUCGUCGGAAGGUUCACCAGGUGGUGCUGUCCUUCGCGCCGCACGAACGUCGUGAGGUGCUGCGUGUGUGCGAACGCUGCGGCUUCUCCUGCAACCGGCUCGAGGAUCUGCUGCAGCACACAGAGCGUCGACACCCCACGGACGUCCACGGCAUCACACGGCUACGAAGGCGCGUUGUCACCAAAUCAAAACGCCGAGCGUAA
Messenger RNA from Mesocestoides corti, 1122 nucleotides. Lineage: Eukaryota; Metazoa; Platyhelminthes; Cestoda; Cyclophyllidea; Mesocestoididae. The record is from the annotation of a GenBank genome assembly.